AUGAACAAAACAAGCAUCAAUAAGAAUGGAUGCACCCAAUUACCCACUUUUUACCAACUAAUAACUUACCUACUUUAUUUUCCAAACAUACUCAACUGUUUUUUCCUAAUAUCUUUACUUGAUUACUCUGUAUAUUAAUUUAUCAAAUUUAGGCAAUUCACUUCACCAUUUUAGGUAUCUUGACUUUGAUGUCUCUUAUUUCUAGUGUGAAAACUACUUUGAGCCGUCCCAUUGAUAAGUUUAUAAUUUAACAAUAUAAAGCGCAAACCUAAGGGUAUGUUUGAUCUUUAUUUUAAGGUAAUAAUUUGACAAUGUAAGCAAUAAAUUAGAGUCAUUUUGCGAAAUAUGCAUUGCAUAUGUAUAAGAGAACACUAAGCAUUGCAGAAAUUGUGAUCGGUAAGGCUCAUAAUAAUCAGUAUUAGAUGUUGUUAGGGUUUUGAUCAUCACUGUAAAUGGAUAAAUAAUUGUGUAGGAAAUCUCAAUUACAAACUUUUCAUCUUUAUGAUUACUUCAACUUUGUUUCUCUUCAUGUACACAAUGAUCAUCUACAUCUCUAUCAUAGUGUUGUAUCAAACAAAUUAUGAGACACUUCUUAUAGAUAAUGAGUUAUAGAAAUUUGUACAAUUAUUUCCUAUUUUUGAAAGCAUUUUACCCAAGAAAAUGAUCUCAACGUGAAAUACAUAUUAUCUAUAAUAAUGCUAGUGGAUUCCACAUUAAUUGUGAUUUUAAUGCUGCAAUUACUUCUCUUCCACAUUUAUUUGAUCAUAAAAGGCAUAACAACUUAUGAUUUUAUAAUAAAAAGCCAAUUCAAAAAAAUACUGCCUCAAUUUCAAAUAGGGCCUUAAACAUUUCAGAAUGCAUCUAAAACUAGCUAAAAGGUAAUUAAUGAAAUUUAUGGAUUCGCUAAGAAAAAUACAUCGUAUCUUUUUCAUUUAUUAUUUUUAGAAUUGAGAUCACUAUCAAUUAACAUAAGAUGAUUCCAGAUAAACAAACAAUUCAGGAUGAAACUAUCAUAGAAAAUCAAAUUUAGGCAUGA
This is a messenger RNA of Paramecium octaurelia, 1036 nucleotides long. NCBI's taxonomy places the organism in Eukaryota, Ciliophora, Oligohymenophorea, Peniculida, Parameciidae. The record is from the annotation of a GenBank genome assembly.